Molecule: messenger RNA, 1434 nt
Organism: Glarea lozoyensis ATCC 20868
Lineage: Eukaryota; Fungi; Ascomycota; Leotiomycetes; Helotiales; Helotiaceae
Exons: 1
Coding region: 1-1434 (477 amino acids)
Source: RefSeq, a predicted model, not a curated record
AUGUCCUCCAGUCUCAGCUUCGAGGGCGGGCUAAGGCUCACCUCUACAAUAAUAUCCGACUUCUUUCGUCUAGGGACUGGUAAUUACUACAAACAAACACCCAAUAGAGCAAAAUACUCGUCUCCCGCUCAUCGACGGGCUCAUCAUCGUUCAUCCCGAAAUAUGAGAUUAGCUCCUCAACCUCCGAGUCUGGAUAGCCAAACGUCGCAACAGGUUGGCCACGAGACGUUGGGACCUGAUGCAACAGGCAGAGUGGAGCACCUUAUGGCAUUUAAAUCUUAUUCGCCUUGGCCUGGUACAAACCCCGAUACAAAACGCAAAUUUGCCGUUGAUCAUACCAGUCCAGACAAAGAUCUGGAGCAGACUGUUGAAGCUGUCCCAUCGAUCUUGUCAGUCACCCGACAAAACGUUCACUCGAAUGCAAUUUGUUCAACUUUUGAAAAUGUCGAGGACAAUGAGGAGCAAUCGGUUUCCAGUACAUUAUCUUCGAGCAGACAGCGGCAACCAAGUCGCACGACAACAUCUGAAAUGGACCAAAGUCCUCUACCAGAUGUAAUGUCGCCUCUGCAUUCAUCCAUCCCAGAAAAUCCAACCCCACCUGCUAAGACAGUUUUACCGCGAAGAACUUUACAGGCGACAGCUCUAGGAAUAUUUUCAAACGGAAACUCGUUUUUCCAGCGACUCAUGAAAGGCUUUGGCAACAUUGUGCCAAAUUCGACCACAAAUCGAAAUUCCGCCAUCCUGGUACCAUUUCAAGCUGAAAAUGUCAAGAUGAUAAAGAAGAACCUAUAUGACGCUUAUAAAGUACCGGUACCUGCCGCGCUGAAAGAUCAAUGGCAUCAUGUCAUCCAUAAGAAGUUACAAAACAAUAUUGAGGCAGUUAUCCAAAAGAUCGGACUCCAGCCUAACGAAAUGGCAGUCUAUGUAGGUCUAUCAAUGGUUGGCCCCAAAGUUGAAAAUAUGCUGCGCUUAUUGCCGACUAUCGUCAUAUUGUGUGCUCACAAAGAGGCUAAAGUAAAAUUCAAGCAACUCAUCGAGUCUAAAAAACUCGAUUAUCUCCACAAACUUGCAUGUCCUUAUCUUGUUUGUGUUUGGAGACGCGAGUGUACAAACGUAGAUCGCUUUUUUGCCGACAUACACUCGCCUAGCAUGGCAGACCUCGAUGUAACAUCUACCCAACACGCCUUCGCUUUUCCAAAACAAGAAAAUCUCAUGGUUAAGUUCGAACUCGCGCAAUAUAGGGACCGUCACUGUGGGCUGAAGAUCGAAUUCACCAAUUCUAGCCAGCAAUCACAACCGACGGAUAAUUUACCGGACCAUAGUCUUGACUGUGAGCAACACAUGACGGCCAGGGUUGGUGGUCUCGUGGUUGCUGGGGGGCAAAACCUUUGCCAUGACUACUGCGCAUACUUUUCCUUUCGACCAAGUUCGUGA